CGGGCGGGGGGCGGGCCGGGGGCGGGGGCGCCGGGCGGCCCAUUUCCUCCUCGGAGCAGGACUUGGGGAGACAAAGCGAGGGCCCGUCGUCUUCUGGCCUCUGGAAUCUUCCAGCGCUCGCCCAGCUCGCCGCAGAAAUGACUGCUGUCCACACAGGCAACAUAAACUUCAAAUGGGACCCCAAAAGUCUAGAGAUCAGGACUCUGGCAGUUGAAAGACUGUUAGAGCCUCUUGUUACCCAGGUUACAACCUUGGUAAACACCAAUAGCAAGGGGCCCUCUAAUAAGAAGAGAGGUCGUUCUAAGAAGGCCCAUGUUUUGGCUGCAUCUGUUGAACAAGCAACUGAGAAUUUCUUGGAGAAGGGGGAUAAAAUUGCAAAGGAGAGUCAGUUUCUCAAGGAGGAGCUCGUGGCUGCUGUAGAAGAUGUUCGAAAACAAGGUGAUUUGAUGAAGAGUGCUGCAGGAGAGUUUGCAGAUGAUCCCUGCUCUUCCGUGAAGCGUGGCAACAUGGUUCGGGCAGCUCGGGCUUUGCUUUCUGCUGUUACCCGGCUGCUUAUUUUGGCUGACAUGGCAGAUGUCUACAAAUUACUUGUUCAGCUGAAACUUGUAGAAGAUGGUAUCUUGAAACUGAGGAAUGCUGGCACUGAACAGGACUUGGGAAUACAGUAUAAAGCCCUGAAACCUGAAGUGGAUAAACUGAACAUUAUGGCAGCCAAAAGACAACAGGAACUGAAAGAUGUGGGCCAUCGUGAUCAGAUGGCUGCAGCCAGAGGAAUCCUGCAGAAAAACGUUCCAAUCCUCUAUACUGCAUCCCAGGCAUGCCUACAGCACCCUGACGUUGCAGCCUACAAGGCCAACAGAGACCUGAUAUACAAGCAGCUGCAACAGGCAGUCACAGGAAUUUCUAAUGCAGCCCAGGCCACUGCAUCAGAUGAUGCCUCUCAGCACCCGGGUACAGGAGGAGGAGAACUGGCCUAUGCCCUCAACAACUUUGAUAAACAAAUCAUUGUGGACCCCUUGAGCUUCAGUGAGGAGCGCUUUAGGCCUUCCCUGGAGGAGCGCUUGGAAAGUAUCAUUAGUGGGGCUGCCCUGAUGGCUGAUUCGUCUUGCACACGUGAUGACCGGCGUGAGAGAAUCGUGGCAGAGUGUAAUGCUGUCCGCCAGGCCUUGCAGGACCUACUCUCGGAGUACAUGGGCAAUGCUGGACGUAAAGAAAGAAGUGAUGCACUCAAUUCUGCAAUAGAUAAAAUGACCAAGAAGACCAGGGACCUGCGUAGGCAGCUCCGCAAAGCUGUCAUGGACCAUGUUUCAGAUUCAUUUCUGGAAACCAACGUUCCACUUUUAGUAUUGAUUGAGGCUGCGAAGAAUGGAAAUGAGAAAGAAGUUAAAGAAUAUGCCCAAGUUUUCCGUGAACAUGCCAACAAAUUAAUUGAGGUGGCUAACUUGGCCUGUUCCAUCUCAAACAAUGAAGAAGGUGUAAAGCUUGUUCGAAUGUCUGCAAGCCAGCUAGAAGCCCUCUGUCCUCAGGUUAUCAAUGCUGCAUUGGCUUUAGCAGCAAAACCACAGAGUAAACUGGCCCAAGAAAACAUGGAUCUUUUUAAAGAACAGUGGGAAAAACAAGUCCGAGUUCUCACAGAUGCUGUCGAUGACAUUACUUCCAUUGAUGACUUCUUGGCUGUCUCAGAGAAUCACAUUUUGGAAGAUGUGAACAAAUGUGUCAUUGCUCUCCAAGAGAAAGAUGUGGAUGGGCUGGACCGCACAGCUGGUGCAAUUCGAGGCCGGGCUGCCCGGGUCAUUCAUGUCGUCACCUCAGAGAUGGACAACUAUGAACCAGGGGUCUACACAGAGAAGGUGCUGGAAGCAACCAAGCUGCUCUCCAACACAGUCAUGCCGCGUUUUACUGAGCAAGUGGAAGCGGCUGUGGAAGCCCUCAGCUCAGACCCUGCCCAGCCCAUGGAUGAAAACGAGUUUAUCGAUGCCUCCCGCCUGGUGUAUGAUGGCAUCCGGGACAUCAGGAAAGCGGUGUUGAUGAUAAGGACCCCUGAGGAGCUGGAUGACUCUGACUUUGAGACGGAAGACUUCGAUGUCAGAAGCAGGACAAGUGUCCAGACAGAAGAUGACCAGCUAAUAGCUGGCCAGAGUGCCCGGGCGAUCAUGGCUCAGCUUCCCCAGGAGCAGAAAGCAAAGAUUGCGGAACAGGUGGCCAGUUUUCAGGAAGAAAAGAGCAAGCUGGAUGCUGAGGUGUCCAAGUGGGACGACAGUGGCAAUGACAUCAUCGUGCUGGCCAAGCAGAUGUGCAUGAUCAUGAUGGAGAUGACGGACUUCACCCGAGGUAAAGGACCACUCAAAAACACAUCAGAUGUGAUCAGUGCCGCCAAGAAAAUUGCUGAGGCAGGCUCCAGGAUGGAUAAGCUUGGCCGCACCAUCGCAGACCAUUGCCCAGACUCAGCCUGCAAGCAGGACCUGCUGGCCUACCUUCAGCGCAUCGCCCUUUACUGCCACCAGCUGAACAUCUGCAGCAAAGUCAAGGCCGAGGUGCAGAACCUUGGUGGGGAGCUGGUCGUCUCUGGGGUGGACAGCGCCAUGUCCCUGAUCCAAGCCGCAAAGAACUUGAUGAAUGCGGUGGUGCAGACAGUGAAGGCAUCGUACGUGGCCUCCACCAAAUACCAGAAGUCCCAGGGGAUGGCGUCCCUCAACCUCCCUGCUGUGUCGUGGAAGAUGAAGGCGCCUGAGAAAAAGCCCUUGGUGAAGAGAGAGAAACAGGAUGAGACGCAGACCAAGAUUAAAAGAGCAUCUCAGAAGAAGCACGUGAACCCCGUGCAGGCCCUCAGUGAGUUCAAAGCUAUGGACAGCAUCUAAGGCUGCCCGGGCCCUCCUAAAGAUCCCUCAUCGUUCUUCACUCACGUAUAUUUGCUAAAUAGAACACUGAUGUUAGAUCCCAUAGGGAAAUAGAUUCUUGAGACCUGGCCAACCUGGUGACUUUUGUAAGGACAUACUUGUGUUUAAGUCAUAGAAUUCAGGGGCAUAUAUCUAGCUAUAUUUUUUAUACUCCUAAAUAAUUAAAAGUAAAAAUUCCAUAACCAAAGAGACUCCCACAUGAACGUGUUAGUAACACUGUUGACCAGGUUGAGAUGCCUGUCCUCCCAGUGGUGGCAGCAGUAGCUUUAGGAGAGGGGAGCUGCCUACAUCUUGGUUCAGGGAGGGGCUUCCCCCAGUUCUGGCCACUUGGCUGGUAGUAAAUGACCAAAGACGACCCGGAGGAAGCAUCCCGGGCGUCUUAGGAGGCCUUGGAGAAAGGAACAUUCCCAGACAGGUUUUGAGAGGGACAGACCACACAAAACUAAUUAAAACAAUGUAUCACAAAGAGAAUGGAUUGCUCUCUUUAUAACAUGAAAGGAGGAUUUUAAUGCAUGGUUACAAUUACUAAUGUACUCUGCUGUGGGACAUUAAUAAAGUUGCUUUUUUUCAGGCUAGAAUGUUGUGAUGCCAUAAUCAGAACAUGCUCUUUUAACUUCCUUCAGCUUCCAAAUGCAAAUUCAUCAUUGGGUUCACUUCUAAUAAUUGCAGCGCUUCCUGCCUUGGGCUUAGGAGAAGCCUGACAAAAUAAUAGUGUUUGCUUAGGCAAUAAUUUAGACUUACCUUAUUUGUGAUUACUAUAGCGAUUACUAUAACUACAAGGUAUAAUUUUACUUUAUUUAAAUUUUAUGAAUUUGAAUGUUUUUUACACUAACUUUUCCGAAUAAAGUCCACUAUGAAACCAA
Molecule: messenger RNA, 3760 nt
Organism: Bubalus bubalis (water buffalo)
Lineage: Eukaryota; Metazoa; Chordata; Mammalia; Artiodactyla; Bovidae
Gene: CTNNA1
Product: catenin alpha 1
Exons: 18
Coding region: 138-2858 (906 amino acids)
Biological process (GO): cell-cell adhesion; cell migration
Cellular component (GO): adherens junction; catenin complex; actin cytoskeleton
Molecular function (GO): cadherin binding; actin filament binding; beta-catenin binding
Source: RefSeq, a predicted model, not a curated record